Messenger RNA from Megalobrama amblycephala (Wuchang bream), 2899 nucleotides. RefSeq names its product patatin-like phospholipase domain containing 1 (gene pnpla1). Gene Ontology annotation, cellular component: cytoplasm; lipid droplet; membrane. The record is from RefSeq and is a predicted model, not a curated record. Bases 1059 to 2585 code for a protein of 508 amino acids. Gene Ontology annotation, molecular function: triacylglycerol lipase activity. Gene Ontology annotation, biological process: triglyceride catabolic process; lipid homeostasis. NCBI's taxonomy places the organism in Eukaryota, Metazoa, Chordata, Actinopteri, Cypriniformes, Xenocyprididae. The transcript has 9 exons.
GUCAAAUUGCAAAGGCUUUGCAAAUCUCAUCAUCUACAGUGCAUAACAUCAUCAAAAGAUUCAGAGAAACCGGAGAAAUCUUUGUGCGUAAGGGACAAGGCCGAAGACCUUUAUUGGAUGCCUGUGGUCUUCGGCCCUCAGACGACAAUGCAUCACUCAUCGGCAUGAUUGUGUCAAAUGACAUUACUAAAAAUCAUUUUAUUCAAAUUUAAAAAACGUCCCAACAAUUCGGGUUGUAUUUUAAUUUCUUUGUAGAACCAGGAUUCCCAGUGUCUUGGAAAAACCUUUAUAACCUAAUUUUCAAAGUGUGAUUUCUAGACCUGGAAAAGUCAUGUAAAUUAAUAAAAUCUUAUAAUCUUGAAAUAAACAGAUUUUUCUACUUAUGCCAAGCUCUAAAAUCUUUUAUCCGAUAGAAAGUUUGAGUAAAAAAAAAUAAAUAAAUAAAUAAAAAAUCAUUAUCCUUAUUUUUAUCUAAUAAAUUAUGAACAACUGGAAAAGUCAUUGAGCCUUUGAAUAUUGUUGGGGCCAAUAAGGGGCCUUUGAGUCAAAAAGGUUGAGAACCCCAGUUCAGCUCUGGGGAAGUGACAUUACUGGCUUAUUGCUCAUGGCAAAUCAACUAACUGUGUCAAUUGUAUUGAUUCAGUUCUUCUAUGAUCCAUUCUCCCUCUUGGUGGAUGUGCUUGUAACCCACGCCUGGUUUCGCUUAUCUCUAUCUAAUCUAGUCAUAUGCUCAUUUUAAGACAUUUACUAAAUGUCAAGUAAUUCGUAUUGCUCUGAAGAUGACAAUAAUGUAGACAUGUGAACAUUGUGGCAGACACACAUAUAAUAGGCCUAAUUCUGACAUCAUGAAGUGAGGAAUUGAUUUGAGAUCAUUCAUGGGAUCCUAGAGGGGAAGGAGGAACUUUUCCUGAUUUUUUUUUUUUUUUUACAUUUUUUUUUUAUUUUAACAACACCGUGACCGUCUGUUUUAAUGUGUUGCUCGGAUUGUCCUUGACUUGAGUUAGAGUUACAGACCUGAAGAACUGAUACCAUUCAACUACGAGAGGAUUUUUCCAGUCAUGUCAUCACCGUUAUGCAUUCUGUCUAAAAAUGAGAACCUCUCAGUGUCUUUCUGUGGAUCUGGCUUUCUAGCAACUUAUCAACUCGGUGCUGCACAGAGUCUUUUGGAUAAUGCAGCCUGGAUCCUGCAAGGAGCACCAAGAGUGUAUGGCGCAUCUGCUGGCUCUCUCGUGGCUGCAGCAGUUGUGUGUGGGUCCAAUCUAGGACGUGUGCGAGACCAGCUUUUGGAAUUUGCGAGAUUUACCAAACAACACCCGCUCGGUCUUCUCAAUCCCACAGUGGAUAUUUUCAGGUGGCUGGAGGUCACACUGCAGCGCUGUCUGCCUGAUAAUGCCCACACUCUGGCCACCGGCCGCCUGCAUAUUUCCAUGACUCGCAUGUCUGAUGGAAAAAAUGUUUUGAUGUCGGAAUUUCUUUCCAAUGAUGACCUUAUAAAAGCUCUUUUGUGCAGCUGUUUUGUUCCUGUAUACUCUGGCGUGAUCCCACCACAGUAUAAAGGCGAGCACUAUAUGGAUGGAGGUUUCACAAACAUCCAGCCCUUAGAGGAUUUCUCUCCCACCCUCACGAUCUCCCCGUUUGCUGGAAACAUGGACAUCUGUCCCUCCGAUACCUCCACCAUCCUCUGUGACGCCAUCAUCCAGCAGCUCUCCUUCCAGUGCUCCCUCACCAACUUCAUCAGACUGGUAGAUGCUAUGUUCCCUCGAGACUGGAGGGUUUUGAAGAAGGCUUUCUACAGUGGAUACCAAGAUACCGUAUACUUUCUGCAGCAGAGCAACGCUUUGCCAUUGUACCCUCAACGGAGAAAGGAGUCUGAUGCAUCUGAUGAUUCACUGAGCUCAGAUCACUGGAUGCUGACACAGGCUGAUGGUGCUGAGGAAGAGGAAUCGCAGCAGAACUCCCCCAAACAACCUGAGGAGAAGACCAUCAAUGGGGUUUGUUCAUCCGUGAGUCCAUCCCAUCAAGAGCUGACAGUACAUAAGAACUCUCCAGAAAAGGUUCAGGAAGUGCUGCUGUGUAAUAUCAUGGGGCAGCUGGAGAUUCUGAGUAAUCCGGAUGUCUCUUUAUCUCAACGGACGCUCUCAUACCUGCUCUUGCUGUUCACACUGCCAAUGUGGAGUGCCACAACCUUAUGGGAAAGGUAUCAGAAAUGGAUCACUAAUGCUAUGACUGUGGCAUACUGGCUCUGGCAUGGGGUCAAGCUAUUAAUGAUCUUUAUGCUCAACAUCUUUAUGUCCACUAUGAGGAAAGGCCUUGGAGACAUGAUGCUGAGUCUGAUGAGUUUCAUACCUGCACAAGUGCACGAUGAGCACCAUAGGCCCAGAGAGUCUGCUGAGAGACACAUGGCGUCCUCUAAUCUGAAUGGGCACGUCUCUUCUCUUUUACCGGAGAGUCCCUCUGUGGCACAGACCCUGCCAAACCUCUACAAACUCCUGUUUUCACUAGAGAUAGAGAGCAAGUGGAGGAGACGCAAGAUAGAGGUGCAACACACGUUACAACAACACGUGGCUGAUGUGAAACGAAAUUAAAAACAUGCAAGCAGUGCAGGAUGGUUAAUGUUACUCAACACAGAGUAAAGUUGAUGUAUCGCUCUGUGCUAUUUCAUGUUUUUAAAUAGGUAAAUACUGAAUACAUAUUGCUAACAUGGGACUAGCAUUGGGACAAUGCUCUAGUCUUUUCCUUCAUAAAGAUCCUAUAAAAAUUUGUGGUAACACUUUACUAUAAAGGUUUGAUUUCUUAACUUUAGUUAACUAACAUUGGUGACAUUUAUUUUACAGUGUCCUUGUUACAUGUUACAUGUAGUAACUGUAGUAAUUACUAUAAAUUGUGCAUAAUUACAUGC